Messenger RNA from Lates calcarifer (barramundi perch), 3275 nucleotides. It is a transcript of the gene steap2, whose product is annotated as STEAP family member 2, metalloreductase. The coding region runs from base 459 to 2006 and encodes 515 amino acids. Gene Ontology annotation, biological process: copper ion import. The record is from RefSeq and is a predicted model, not a curated record. NCBI's taxonomy places the organism in Eukaryota, Metazoa, Chordata, Actinopteri, Centropomidae. Gene Ontology annotation, molecular function: ferric-chelate reductase (NADPH) activity; cupric reductase (NADH) activity. Gene Ontology annotation, cellular component: plasma membrane; endosome. The transcript is spliced from 7 exons.
ACACACGAAAAGUGUACUUCCACCACCUGCUGGUGAAAACAAACACUGCACCCCAUCACUCAUUUUAUCAGCCUCAAUGAUGACAGGUGUGGUUAAUCAACACAACAACCCAUCCAGGGUGACAAACAUUUCAAACAGUUCAAGAGGAUACAUCUCAGAGAGUAAAAGUACAAAGGCAAUACAUCAAAAUAUCAGCAGUACAUUAAAAAAAGAGUUAUAAGAUAGAAGAUGUGGACCAUUUUGGAGGAGACUUUAUGUGCAGCAUCUCCGACAGGACCUGAAUGCAGCAUGUGUUCAGACAGCGGAGGCUGGGCACCAUCCGGCACCAUCAGGAUCAGGAUGGGCAGCUGGCAGCUGAUCUGCGUCUCUGCAUUAACAACCGCAUCCACAUGAAUGACAGACCCACUGAAAUCUUUCUGAGCAGAAACCCACAGAAGAAGUAGUGACCGGGUGGAAGGAUGGACUCCAUCUCUAUGAUGGGCGGCAGCAGGAGCCAUGUGUUCCUCACAGCCUCCUCCUCCCACCACCACCACCAUCAUGCCCAGGCCUGUUUCCUGCCCAACGGCGUGAAGAACGGCAUUGGAGACGCAGGCGCCGCUUGUCUGCCCGCCCAGCCUACGGUGGCCAUCCUGGGCUCAGGUGACUUCUCCAAGUGCCUGACCAUCCGUCUGCUGCGCUGUGGUUUCCACGUCGUGGUGGGCAGCCGCCACCCUAAACUGGCGGCCCAGUCAUUUCCCCACGUGGUGGAUGUGACCCACCACGAGGACGCCGUGGGGAAGGCCAGUAUUGUGUUCCUGGCGAUUCGCCGUGAGCACUACUCUAUUCUGUGGGACCUCAAACAUCUACUGGAAGGAAAGAUUAUGGUGGAUGUGAGUAACAACAGGCGGGUGAACCAGUAUCCAGAGUCUAACGCAGAGUAUCUGGCUUCACUGCUGCCAGACUCAAUCGUGGUCAAAGGCUUCAACGUCAUCUCAGCCUGGGCCAUGCAGCAGAGCUGCCCCAAAGAUGCCAGCACGCAGGUGUUUAUCUGCAGUGACUCGGUGGAGGCUCGACAGCAGAUUAUGGAGUUAGCCCGCCAGCUCAACUUCCAGCCAGUGGAUAUGGGCACCCUGUCUUCUUCGCGGGACAUCGAAAACAUGCCCAUACAGUUAUUUCCUGGCUGGAAGGGCCCUGUCCUCGCUGCCGUGGCCCUCUCCAUCUUCUUUUUUGCUUACUCUUUUGUACGAGAUAUCAUCCACCCAUAUGUGAAAUACAAGCAGAGUGACUUCUACAAGAUCCCAAUAGAGAUGGUGAACCGGACAUUGCCCACUGUUGCUAUCACUCUCUUGGCCCUGGUGUACCUGGCAGGCCAGCUGGCAGCUGCCCACCAGCUCUAUUAUGGUACUAAGUACAGGCAUUUCCCACACUGGCUGGAGGGCUGGCUGCAGAGCCGGAAACAGAUGGGCCUCCUCAGCUUCUUCUUGGCUGCUGUCCAUGUUCUCUACAGCCUCUGUCUGCCCAUGAGGAGGUCUGAGAGGUACCUACUGCUCAACACCGCCUACCAGCAGGUCCAUGCUAAUGUGGAGAAUGCGUGGAAUGAGGAGGAGGUGUGGAGGGUGGAGAUGUACGUUUCCUUUGGGAUCAUGAGCCUUGGGCUGCUGUCACUCCUUGCCAUCACCUCCAUUCCAUCUGUCCACAGCACGCUGAACUGGAGGGAGUUCAGCUUCAUACAGUCCACUCUGGGCUACAUUGCUCUGCUCAUUGCCACCUUCCACGGCCUGCUGUUUGGCUGGAAGCGAGCCUUUGAGGAGGAGGCCUACCGUUUCUACCUUCCCCCCAGCUUCGUCGUGGCCCUGGCCCUGCCCGUGUGCGUAAUACUGGGAAAGGUGUUGAUGCUGCUCCCCUGCGUCGCCCGCAAGCUCCACCGGAUCCGCCGGGGCAUGGACAGCAGCGAGUACCGGUGCCAGCGCCUGGAGCCCGUGGGGUCGGCUGCCCACGUUUCGCCUGAGAGGGUCACCAUCAUGUGAUCGCUGCAGCACAGAACUGUCUGCUUCUUUACUGGGAUUUUCACAUGUACUGCCAUGUGCCAUGCUGUUUGAUUGAAGCAAAUGAACACUAUUUAUUCAUGUGAUUCUCACUGAAAGGACAUAUUACUUUAUAACUGUUUUACUGUGAACAGUUUUUGCGGACAUGUGAAAUGUGUACUUGUGUGCUUAGUAGCUGUAACUAUUCAUUAUAACUACUGACCAUAUAUGAUUAUUAUGUUACAGGUCUUUGUUCAAACUGAAUAUUCUUUCCUUGACAGUAUCUUGUCAAUAUUUCACCAAUAUUUUGUUCCUAUCCUUUUGUUCUGGCAGAAAUUACACUGCAAUACUGAGUGUUGGUAAUUACUAUUAAAGGGAAAGUCCACCAAUUUAAAACAUAAUGGUCAUUUUACUAGUGCUACUCAGCUUGUUAAAGCAGUAGUAUAACUGUAUAACACAUUGGAGAAAAUAACCCUGGUGAUGUCAGGGUAGAGACUACAGAUUUAUCACAGCAUUAUAAAAUUAAGCAUUCACCAGGCAGGCACAACUGAGCUGCAUUAUGGGAAGUGUAGGAUCCAAAGGUCAGAGUCUCCCAGAUUUAUGGAAGUGCAAUAAGAAGUUGCUGUAGCGUCCCUUUAAUUUUGUACAGUAUUUCUUGAAGGUUAACAUUUUUUUCCCAGUAGUUUUUAUUCUUACAGCUCACAACAAAAUCAUUUUGAAUUGGCACAUGUGUGACAUGUGAGUAACUACUAUCUCAUUCAGUGCUUGAAGUUGCUCCGGCUUUUGCAAUUUUUCAACAGAUGUUUUGAGGUAUUUGUUGAUUCUGCAAUAUCACUGUGUUGUUGUGUUUUUCUGUCUGUCAUGACUGUGUUACUGUGCCAGUGAAUGUUGUGUCCAUCUGUCCUGUUCUAAUCAGUGAGAUCAUUGACUUAUUUUUCAAUAUUCAGUCUUUCUGUAUUUCUUGAAUGCAGUGCUGCCUCUCUGACAGUAGAAUUACAGUAGUUGAUGCAGUAAGUGAAGCUGUUGCAUCCAAAACUGAGUUAGGUCAAAAUCAGUUUGUCCGCCUCAUUACACAGACAGGUGUGAUGAUCUGGUCCUUUUCAGUGUUCAGUUUAUUCAUUUUACUGAGUUCAUUGGUAAAUUUAAUUUGUCUUGCUCUCCUUCUGUGAACUCUCAAAAUGUUGAAAUCAUUCCAUUCUUUCACUUGAACUACCAUAGAGCAGUAACACAACUGUAAGGGGAAAUAAAAGGAAAAAUGUGAUGGAUCAUCUA